Molecule: messenger RNA, 930 nt
Organism: Sarcophilus harrisii (Tasmanian devil)
Lineage: Eukaryota; Metazoa; Chordata; Mammalia; Dasyuromorphia; Dasyuridae
Product: olfactory receptor 1013-like
Exons: 1
Coding region: 1-930 (309 amino acids)
Biological process (GO): G protein-coupled receptor signaling pathway; sensory perception of smell
Cellular component (GO): membrane
Molecular function (GO): odorant binding; olfactory receptor activity; G protein-coupled receptor activity
Source: RefSeq, a predicted model, not a curated record
AUGGAAAAAUUUAAUCACACUGUGACUGAGUUCAUCCUGAUAGGUUUUACCCAGGAUCCUAUGAUGCAACUGGUGCUCUUUGUCCUUUUCUUCAUAGUGUAUUCUGUGACAGUGAUGGGGAACAUCACUUUAAUAGUCCUAAUCUGUAUGGACUCCCGGCUCCAUACCCCCAUGUAUUUCUUCAUCAGCAACUUGUCUUUUCUGGAUCUCUGGUAUUCUACUGUUUACACCCCCAAAAUCAUGAUGAUCUGUAUCUCUGAAGACAAGAGCAUUUCCUUUGCUGGGUGUGUGGCUCAGUUCCUCUUCUCAGGUGGACUGGCAUAUACUGAAUGCUACUUGUUGGCUGCCAUGGCUUAUGACCGCUAUAUGGCCAUCUCCAAACCACUACUCUAUGCUCAAGUCAUGACUCGAAGAGUCUGUAUAGGUCUUGUAGCAGCUUCAUAUCUUGGAUCCUUUUUUAUUGGUAUCAUCUUUACCCAUGAAACAUUCACCAUGCCUUUCUGUGGGGAUAAUGUCAUUGAUGACUUCUUCUGUGACCUCCCACCCUUAGUGAAACUUGCAUGUGAUGUAAAAGCCAACUAUCAUGUUUUUCUUUAUUUUAUGCUCGCUUCCAAUGUUCUUACACCAAUAGCAUUCAUCCUAGGCUCUUACAUAUUCAUCAUUGUUGCCAUCUUGAGGAUUCGCUCUGCCCAGGGUCAACUCAAAGCCUUUUCCACUUGUUCCUCCCACUUGAUCUCUGUCACUUUGUACUUUGGCUCCAUUCUUUACAUUUAUUAUCGGCCUAAAUCCAGCUAUUUCCUGGAGCAGGAUAAAAUUGUCUCCUUAUUUUAUACUGUUAUCUUCCCCAUGUUGAACCCCAUGAUUUAUAGUCUGAGGAACAAAGAUGUGAAGGAAGCCCUAAAGAAACUCUUAAAGAUGACAGCUUCCUGA